UCAUCCUUAAGCAAACAGCAAAACAAUAGUGUUCAUCCUUAGCUUCUUAAUUAUUAUUUUUCAUGACUGAAAAAGAUGGACAAAGAUCAACUAAUCGUCCUCUGGAACCGCCUAAUGAGGCCUUGCCAUGGUGUUACAAUCAACUUGUGGGAUCAAACAAUCCCAAGAAAACAAGCUGGCCGGAGUUGGUAGGCACCACUUCCGAAGAAGCAAAGAAGAAGAUAAAGGAGGAGAUGACUGAGGCUGAUAUCCAGGUGAUUCCACCGGGUUACUUUGUCACUGCAGAUUUUCGAUCUCAACGCGUUCGAAUUUAUGUUGAUCAAUCUGACAAGGUCAUUAGGACUCCCAUCAUUGGCUAGCUUUUCCAGUCCAUCUCGCUAAUCCCUCUAAGCAUAUAUUUAAAUCAUAUAUAUUACACUUUGGUGAUGGAUGUUACUGUACAUUGUUGUAAUAAGGUCUGCUUUUUUAUGCAGCCAAAUGUUUUAAUUAUAUGGUUUUAUUCGCAAUGACGAUUGGUAUAAUUAGAACUAAGAAAUAUUUCGUUUUACUGG
Molecule: messenger RNA, 551 nt
Organism: Arachis stenosperma
Lineage: Eukaryota; Viridiplantae; Streptophyta; Magnoliopsida; Fabales; Fabaceae
Product: subtilisin inhibitor CLSI-I-like
Exons: 2
Coding region: 63-359 (98 amino acids)
Biological process (GO): response to wounding
Molecular function (GO): serine-type endopeptidase inhibitor activity
Source: RefSeq, a predicted model, not a curated record